GACUGCACGCGUGUAACUUACAUAAGGCGCGGUGUCAGAUAAAAGAUCGUAUGUGGGUAUUUAACGAUAUUAAAGAUAUAGAACUGCCAUAAAUCGAAUGUCCCAUUAUUGAAGUGUAUUAGUAAGCUCAAACGCAGUUGCAUUGACAGAUUUGAAAGUUAUUAAUUUAAAUUUAUAGACGGAGUAAGUUAUUUGAUGUGCUGUUUUUAUUAAAAGGCGGUUAUACAAGGGUACGUGAAACUUUAUGAACAACUUACGGAAUGUUGCUAUGCGAUUAUGUAAAGCCUUACUGAUACUAAGUAUAACACUUUAAACUAUGGCGAUGGAAGGUGAAGUGGUAUCCAAUAUAGGCCUGUGUUAUUCAAUCAACGAAACACGUACACCAACAAAGACUUGUAACUUAAUAAUGUCUCAAUCCAACGUGUGAUAUGUAUUACAAUAUGCUACUAUCAGUGCAACAAGACCAUAUAGGGACAUUUGAAUCUCGUCUCUUCUUGAUCUUAUACUACUGUCGGACACCUAAAUAAACUGAGCAAUAAUGACAAUAAAAGAAUGUGUACUGUUGGCACUGUGUGCGAUUGUCAACUGCGUGAAUGGCCUCCCGGCGAACACAUAUAGAACAGAAAAAGGUUUGAUAUGCUACCUAUGCCCACCAGGAAAGUUCUUUGUAAGAGACUGUUCGCUGGACUAUGAAACAGCGAUUUGCAGCCCGUGUCCGAAUGGAUAUUACAUAGCAAUAUCUAGUGUGGCCGAAAGGUGCCAGCCUUGUUCUUCCGUAUGUCCGAAUACGAAUUAUGAAUCACCUGACGAUCAACCGGAAAUUAUCACUGUCAACUGCACGAGUGCGACAGACAUACAAUGUGAGUGCAAGCCGGGAUUUUGGCGAGAGAGUGGAUUCAAUGGCAUGUGUCGAAGGGCAAAGUUGUGUGAAGAAGGGCGCGGGGUAAAAGCAUUAGCCACGGGGAACUCUGACACCGUCUGCGAACAUUGUGAGCCCGGUCAGACGUUUUCAAAUAUGUCGUCUGCAAACGAAAAAUGCCGGCCUUGUACACAAUGUGACGCUCUGAUGUACGUCGGACGUGUAUGUCUACCAAACAGAGACACAGAGUGUAUUCUUCAUUCGACGAUUAUUACAACAAAAACUACAACUUCACUAAACAAACAUGGAGCCCAAAAGACGUUACACCUCGGCAUAGGUUUAGGUUUUGGCACACUUUUUUUUGCUGGAAUAGUAAUUGUCGGAGUGUGGUGUCGUGUAAGGAGGAAACGUAAGCAUGCUUAUAGGAGCUCGUCAAAGGAUCAGCUUAGCUCAUCAAAACGCACACAUAGCAGCGAAUCAGAUUUGGAUUCAACGUCUAAAGAUGAUGGAUUCAAUGAAAACUUAUCUAAAACGUCUGCUUUGAGAGAGAGUGACCAUUGUAUCUCAGGACCAUCCGGUGACCGUGGCAUUUUGAAGAAGGAGAAAGACAAUACAUUAUCUCAGUGUAUGAUGGAUAUCUACCGUGAUAAGAUGUUAUCAGUAGGAGCCAUUGUCAGAUCUAACGAGGUGGUUGGUACCGGAUUUAGAGUGGGAAAACAAUGCAUAGUAACUGCUCUGCAUGUUGUUAUGGAAAUUAUAGACCCAAGGAAAUGUGGAGAACACAACUUUUCCAAAUUAAAAAAAGCGUCUAUUGUGUUUAGUGAUAAUCCGUUCGAUCCAUCGGCCAGGCACUACAACUUCAGCGCAGAGAGUUUUUAUUUCUAUGAAGAUCUGGAUGUUGCUAUUCUAGAAAUACCUCACCCCGAUGGAAUGUUGCCCAAAAAGCUCACACUUAGAAAAGAGCCAGUCGAUCUUGUCGACACUGUUUCAUUGAUUGGGUAUGGUCACCCAGGAAAUUCAAAUAAGCAUUUUGAGAACAGUUGCCAAAUUUUAUACAGCAAUUCACACGAAAUUAAUUGUGCACACACUGUUUUCCGCAAAAACAUUGACAAAUUCCGGACAGGCUUGCUGCGGGGAUAUGAUAGCUCGAUGGUGGAAAGAGGUUAUCAGGGCCACGAUUCUCCACAUUUAAUACUGAUGCAUUGCUUUAUGGAACACGGCGCAUCAGGUUCACCUAUUCUGGCCUGCGUCAAUCCAUCAGAAGGAAUCGUAGAAGUUGUUGGGGUGCUUACUCGUGGCUUUCCUGAAUUUUAUUUUUGUUUGGACAAAAGGCAUAAAUACUAUCUACCUGAUAAUUGUAGAUUUGAAGCUGGCCCCCGCAUGACAUCUAUAUAUGAACGUAUGACUAGCCAAUCGAACGAAAUUAUGGCGGAUUUGUUUGGUUAAAGUAAAUUAUAUGUAUUUCAUUAAUAUUAAUUAUGAACUACACACAAUUCACAAUGCUGAUAUAAAUUGUCGUUCGCAUUAGUGAAUUAUUUUGAUUUAGAAGGUAACACUUGCUUUUGUAUAGCUAUGAUAUCAGUAAACUUUGAAAAAAAUGUCAAGUCGUAUUAUAAUAAUACAAAUAUAUUUUA
Molecule: messenger RNA, 2493 nt
Organism: Dreissena polymorpha
Lineage: Eukaryota; Metazoa; Mollusca; Bivalvia; Myida; Dreissenidae
Exons: 9
Coding region: 539-2305 (588 amino acids)
Molecular function (GO): protein binding
Source: RefSeq, a predicted model, not a curated record